UACAUUUUACAAACGACAAGCAUGGCCAGUGGAAUAAUGCUGAGGAGUAACACCAUGGCACAAGACCCACUGGAGUCCAAGCAGGUGCACAAACUACUGCAGUUGGUAAGCCAGAAAAAUAAAGAGCUGGUGGAGAAGUUUUCAAUGAGAACCCCAGGUGUGAUCAACAUGACAGAGUCGGAAGAGGGGACCAGCGCCCUGCACUUGGUUGCGAUGUCCCACGAUAUGGACAUGGCUCGGUUCCUACUGUCUCUCAACGCUCAUCCUGAUAUCCAGGACAAAAUGGGACGGACCCCCAUGAUGCUGGCUGCAGAACUCGGUGAUGUCCACAUGGUGGAGCUUUUGGCCAAUAAUCGGGCCAACAUGACCCUAGUGGACAAAGAAGGCAAAGGAAUUUUAUUUUACUGUAUUCAGCCAACAAAAAUGCAUGCACAAAUCCUGGAGAUGGCCUCAAACAUGAAUGCGGAUGUUAACAACGUCUCCAACGCAGGGAAGUCUGUGUUCAUGUUGGCCUGUGAACGGGCGAAGGAGUGUGAGCAUCUCUGCAUCCGGCUUUUAGAGAAAGGAGCCGAUCCCUGCGUCGCAGAUGCGGAGACGGGCUGUACCCCUCUGAUGGCAGCAGCGAGAGCCGGAGCUGUCGAGUUGGCGAGAGCGAUCCUGCAGAGAGGAGGAAACCCGAAUUCAGUUGACAGAAGACAAAUGCGCGCUGUCCAUGUUGCAGCAGCCAAAGGUCUCUUUGAGGUGCUGAGGAUGUUGUCGUCAUACUCGGCCGAUUUCAACGUGGAGUCGUCGCUCGGGAAUACGCCACUGCAUGCAGCUGCAGCUGAAGGCCACGUCGAAUGCUGCAGGUUUCUGGCUCAGAGAGGGUGCAAUGCGACGACGAAGAACAUUUUGAAUUUAAUCCCGAGCCAACUUGCUAAAAAAAAUGGCCACAAAGCUGCUCUGAAGGAACUGAAAUUGGCAGAGAAAGCUUCGACAUCUGAAGCAGUAAAAUCUUGCAUUUCUGCAGCCAAGCUGCACGACUGGUCAUACCAGCAUGAAGAUGAGCUGAGGGAAGCCUUCCAAGCUGCCGAGGAGUCAGACGCUCCUAUCGAGAACAUUCCAACGAAGAAGUUUGUGUCCGUCCUGCAGGCGCACAACGCUCCGAUAGAUGCUGACGAUCUAAACAACAUCAUCGAGCUGAUCGACGUCCAUUGCAACGAGCGAAUUAACAUCGAUGACUUCUUCUUGGGAAAGAACUUUCUGCCGAAUAAAUACCAGCUCUCGUGCUAUGCACCUAAAACAGCAGACAAGGCAGAUAUGGAGAAGGAAGGCAAGAGCCUUUUGCUCGCCUACACGGAGACAAUGGACGACACGAGGAAAAUCAUGGAGCCGUUUACCUGCAGAAGUCGCGAACGGCUGCGGUCUGACCAUGCCUCGAACGUCGAAAAGCCACUGGAAAUGUACAUCAACAUCAACCAAUGUGUGCAAACAGACGACUUUGAGGCGUUGAGCUUGGCGUUUAGCCAGAACGUCCCUGUCGACUUUAGGGAUCGUUGGUAUAAAACGCCACUCAUGACUGCCUGCAAGAGCGGGAACUACCAAAUGGCUCAGUUUCUUAUCUCACAUGGGGCAAAUGUGAAUGCGUACGAUCAGGUGAAAUGGACCGCUCUACAUCACACCUGCUUCACCGGACAUGCGGAAAUUGUAAAACUGUUACUGGAGCACGGUGCCUUUGUCGAUGCUGUGACCUCAAACGGAGUCACGCCGCUCAUGAGGGCCAUCCAGAGCUGCAAAAUUGAUUGCGUGGAACAGCUCAUUAAAGCCGGUGCGAACAUCGAGGCCACAAACAAACGCGGAGAUAACUGUGUGGUUCUCGCCACAAAGUAUGGAACUGAGGCAAUCUGUAAUUUGGUCAAAACUUCGUUAGAGCUCAGCCAGGCAAAGAAACCAGAAAAAAAGGGAGCUCCAGCACCUCCACCAGCCAAGGCACCCGGAAAGGGCAAGGAUCCAGGAGAAAAAAAGGCAGGCAAGGAGGCUGUGACGCCAAAGACCGGAGCAGGCCAGAAGAAAUGUGUUAUAGCGCUGAACCUGCUUACUACAGACCACUGCAUUACCUUCCCUUCUGUAAAUUUAUGGGGGCAGGAGGUUGUUUCAUCUCCUCAGCUUAAGAGGAGGCAAGCAGACAGAAAGAAACGCUUUGCUAAUGAAGACAAGCUGAAGCUAGAAGACAAACCUGCAGUGAAAGAUCCAAAGCAAAAGGGCAAGGCUGGCAGUUCCCAAAAAUAA
Clarias gariepinus (North African catfish) is the source of this 2268-nucleotide messenger RNA. RefSeq names its product ankyrin repeat and EF-hand domain-containing protein 1-like. The transcript has 10 exons. NCBI's taxonomy places the organism in Eukaryota, Metazoa, Chordata, Actinopteri, Siluriformes, Clariidae. Bases 22 to 2268 code for a protein of 748 amino acids. Gene Ontology annotation, molecular function: protein binding. The record is from RefSeq and is a predicted model, not a curated record.